Molecule: messenger RNA, 2559 nt
Organism: Lipotes vexillifer (Yangtze River dolphin)
Lineage: Eukaryota; Metazoa; Chordata; Mammalia; Artiodactyla; Lipotidae
Product: protocadherin alpha-12
Exons: 1
Coding region: 98-2536 (812 amino acids)
Biological process (GO): homophilic cell-cell adhesion
Cellular component (GO): plasma membrane
Molecular function (GO): calcium ion binding
Source: RefSeq, a predicted model, not a curated record
GAUUUCAACCAUCCACAGAAUAAUCGACUCCAUACUGACAGGAAUGCUGGGUAAAUUUUACUAAAUAUAUACUUACAGAAGGGGAGACUGGUCAUAAAUGUUGGCAGGCGAGCUAUCUCUUAAAGCUGACAGUCUCACCUCAGAGAUCUCUUUGUCUGCAAUGGAGUUUUCCUGGCGAGGAGGCUUCGAAGCUCGGCGCCUGCUGCUCUCGCUUCUGCUCCUCGCAGCCUGGGAGGCGGGGAGCGGCCAGGUCCAUUAUUCGGUCUCCGAGGAAGCCAAACACGGCACCUUCGUGGGCCGCAUCGCCCAGGACCUGGGGCUGGAGCUGGCGGAGCUGGUGCCGCGUCUGUUCCGGGUGGCGUCCAAAGGCCGCGGGGACCUUCUGGAGGUAAAUCUGCAGAAUGGCAUUUUGUUUGUGAAUUCUCGGAUCGACCGGGAGGAGCUGUGCGGGCGGAGCGCGGAGUGCAGCAUCCACCUGGAGGUGAUCGUGGACCGGCCGCUGCAGGUGUUUCAUGUGGCGGUGGAGGUGAAGGACAUUAACGAUAACCCGCCGGUGUUCAGAGGAGAACAAAAGGUACUUAUUUCUGAAUCUGCUCCUCUGGACUCUCGUUUUCCUCUAGAGGGCGCUUCCGAUGCGGAUAUCGGCCUAAACUCUCUUGUGACCUAUAGGUUAAGUCUAAACGAGUAUUUUACUCUUAAAGUAAUAACGAAAACCGAUAAAAGUAUAUUGCCUGAACUCAUUCUUCGGAAGUCAUUGGAUAGAGAAGAAAUGCCAGAACUUAAUAUAUUGCUGACCGCUCUGGAUGGCGGUAAACCCGAACUAACAGGAUCUGUUCAGAUUCAAAUAACCAUCCUGGAUGUUAAUGACAACGCUCCUGAGUUUGAUACGCCUGGCUAUAAAGUAGUGCUGUUUGAAAAUAUCCCAAACAACACCAGAGUGAUUCAACUAAACGCUUCUGAUCUAGACGAAGGACCAAAUAGAGAAAUUUCCUAUGGAAUCAGAAUGAUUCUGCCAGUGAGUGAGAAAUGUAUGUUUUCAAUAAAUGCAGAAACAGGUGAAAUUAGGAUUUAUGGGAAACUGGAUUUUGAAGAGAAUAAUGAGUAUGAAAUUCAGGUUAACGCUAUUGAUAAAGGGAUUCCUUCUAUGGCAGGUCACUGCACGGUCCUGGUGGAAGUUCUGGACCUGAAUGACAACACCCCCGAGGUAAUGAUCACUUCGCUGUCGCUCCCAGUGCGAGAGGACGCUCAGGUGGGCACCGUCAUCGCCUUGAUCAGCGUGUCCGACCGCGACUCCGGCGCCAACGGGCAGGUGACCUGCACCCUGAUGCCCCACAGCCCCUUCAAGCUGGUGUCCACCUUCAAGAAUUACUAUUCGCUGGUGCUUGACAGCGCCUUGGAUCGCGAGAGUAUGGAGAACUAUGAGGUGGUGGUGACAGCGCAGGACGCGGGCUCGCCUUCCCUGUCGACAACGGCCAGCGUGUCCGUGGAGGUGGCCGACGUGAACGACAACGCGCCCGCGUUCGCGCAGCCCGAGUACACGGUGUUGGUGAAGGAGAACAACCCGCCCGGCUGCCACAUCUUCACGGUGUCGGCUUGGGACGCGGACGCUCGGGAGAACGCGCUGGUGUCCUACUCGCUGGUGGAGCGGCGGGUGGGCGAGCGAGCGCUGUCGAGCUACGUGUCGGUGCACGCGGAGAGCGGCAAGGUGUACGCGCUGCAGCCGCUGGACCACGAGGAGCUGGAGCUGCUGCAGUUCCAGGUGAGCGCGCGCGACGCGGGUGUGCCGCCUCUGGGCAGCAACGUGACGCUGCAGGUGUUCGUGCUGGACGAGAACGACAACGCGCCCGCGCUGCUGCUGCCCGGGCCGGGCGGCGGGGCGGGCGCGCUGAGCCAGCUGGUGGCUCGGUCGGUGGGCGCGGGCCACGUGGUGGCGAAGGUGCGCGCGGUGGACGCGGACUCGGGCUACAACGCGUGGCUGUCGUACGAGCUGCAGCCGGCGGUGGGUGGCGCGCGCAGCCCGUUCCGCGUGGGGCUGUACACGGGCGAGAUCAGCACGACGCGCGACCUGGACGAGGCGGACGCGCCGCGCCAGCGCCUGCUGGUGCUGGUGAAGGACCACGGCGAGCCGGCGCUGACGGCCACGGCCACCGUGCUGCUGUCGCUGGAGGACAGCGGCCAGGCGCCCAAGGCCUCUUCGCGGGCGUCGACGGGCGCCGCUGGCGCGGAGGCCGCUCUGGUGGAUGUGAACGUGUACCUGAUCAUCGCCAUCUGCGCGGUGUCCAGCCUGUUGGUGCUCACGCUGCUGCUGUACACGGCGCUGCGGUGCUCGGCGCCGCCCAGCGAGGGCGCGCGCGGGCCCGGGAAGCCCACGCUGGUGUGCUCCAGCGCGGUGGGGAGCUGGUCUUACUCGCAGCAGAGGCGGCAGCGGGUGUGCUCUGGGGAGGGGCCGCCCAAGGCAGAUCUCAUGGCCUUCAGUCCCUGUCUUCCACCGUUAGGAGAAGAUUGUUUAAGUCCUUCCAGUGAAGUAAGUCCUUGAUAUCAUUCAAGUAUAUUAGUCAU